Molecule: messenger RNA, 1584 nt
Organism: Erpetoichthys calabaricus (reedfish)
Lineage: Eukaryota; Metazoa; Chordata; Cladistia; Polypteriformes; Polypteridae
Gene: pigw
Product: phosphatidylinositol glycan anchor biosynthesis, class W
Exons: 2
Coding region: 68-1570 (500 amino acids)
Biological process (GO): protein localization to plasma membrane; GPI anchor biosynthetic process
Cellular component (GO): endoplasmic reticulum; membrane
Molecular function (GO): glucosaminyl-phosphatidylinositol O-acyltransferase activity
Source: RefSeq, a predicted model, not a curated record
CGUCGUGCGUGCGCCUGCCAGGUGGUCGGCCGAUGCGGAAGUAGAGCUUGAAAGUUGUUGAAGAAAAAUGAUGGAUAAGCAACUGAAAGAAGACUUUGUCAGUAAUUUGAAUGGUACCAGUCUCGUAGAGAUAGCCCUUGGCUCUUUACUUGCUCCAUUAUGUGUGGUCAGUCGAGGUCUGGUAAUAAUUCUGUGUUUCCUAGGAGGGCAGGCACUUCCACUUUCAAAGAAAGCCCAUUUCCUAGUGGACUUCAUGUUGAUUGUAAUUCCUCUUGUAAUGUCAUGCACUGUUUUAAGUGAUAUGCUCUUAAUGGUUAUUUUAAGUUUUUUGGUCAUCAAUUUAAGUUUAUUUCUCCAAGUGUACAACAAGAGAAGAUCCUUUGUUCAAGACAGAAGUCUUCACAUUCUUAAAGUUUUUUUAGGAGGCAAUUUGGACAGCAAAGUCAUUCCUUCCGUGACAGCAUUCCGUGUGUUUGUCAAUAUAAAGACUGCAAUUAGCAUUCUUGCUGUUGAUUUUGCAGUAUUUCCAAGGCGGUAUGCAAAAACUGAAUCCUAUGGUACUGGUGUAAUGGACUUUGGUGUGGGUGCAUUUGUUUUGGCAAACUCACUGGUAAGUCCAGAAUCAAGGCAGAAUAACAUUUCCAAGUCAAAACUGUGUCAUGUCACAAAACAGUUGCUGUCAGUUUGGCCUUUGGUUGCCUUAGGAAUGGGGCGAAUAAUAAGCCUCAAAUUUGUUGACUACCAUGAGCAUGUCUCAGAAUAUGGAGUCCACUGGAAUUUUUUUUUCACACUUGCCAUUGUAAGAGUAGUGGCAUCUUCUCUCUUGACUUUUGUACCAGCUCGAAAAUCAUGGAUUUUUGCUUGCAUUAUUGGAGUUUUUUAUCAAACAAUUUUGGAAACAACGGGUUUAAAAUCCUAUAUUUUGCAAGGGAGUGACAGAGAAGAAGGGUUUAUAAGUGCCAACAGAGAAGGCUUGUUUUCAAUCUUUGGCUACAUCACUAUUUACUUAGCUGGAGUACAAAUUGGCUUGUAUAUUAUGGAAGAAAGAAAGCAAGUUAAAGAUUGGAUUAAAACAUUUUUUUGCCUUUCACUUGGAUGUGUGGGGCUGUUUUCAAUUUUAUUCAUAUGUCAGAGGUUUAUUGAACCUGUGUCUCGAAGAACAGCAAAUCUACCUUUCUGCAUUUGGAUAUUAGCCCAGUCACUGUUUUUCCUAUGCUGCUUGAUAUGCAUGGAUCUCAUCUUGGUUUUUGCAAAACUGAUAUCCAGAUGUUCUCACGUACCUUGUUCAUGGACUGUCAGGUCAAUAACCUCAAGAAAGAACAGCAUUUCAUCAAGCAGCUCAGAUAAAACUACAUUGGACAAAGAAAGAUGUCUUAUUCAAAGCAUAAAUAGAAAUCAGCUGUUUUAUUUCCUUCUCUCUAAUGUUAUGACUGGAUUAACUAAUUUAACUAUUGACACGCUCCAUCAAGGUGCACUGGUUUCCAUUUGUGUUCUUGUGGUUUAUAUGUUUGUAAACUGUUUUACUUUGUAUGUUUUACACCUUCAAGAAGUGUCUGUGAAGUUUUGGUAAACAAAAACCAAUAU